Messenger RNA from Symbiodinium natans, 777 nucleotides. The record is from the annotation of a GenBank genome assembly. Lineage: Eukaryota; Dinophyceae; Suessiales; Symbiodiniaceae.
AUGGAUGCGGUCAGAGAGACUUGGACGCUGGACAUUGAUCCCGAUACCCAUCGAUGUGAAAGGUGCAAGAGUAACCGCACUGUGAAGUAUCUCUUCCUCUUGGGGGAAGAGGCAGCAGACGAGGCACCCGAGCUGGACGUCGCAGUUUUGCGAAGGUGCAACAGUGAUUAUGAGCAUCUUGCACACAAAGUCCGUCAGGGGAUCCGCUAUGCAGUCACGCAUUACAGCUUCCACGUGCUGCUGAAAGCAGAUACCGACUCCUGGAUUUUCCUGGAUCGCCUGAUCGACUUUGCUGAAAGCCACCGCCUGUUUGCGAGGUCCGCAGUCCACGCUGGCGAGAUCCGCCGCCAUGGCAAGCCUCAAACCUACAAAGGCGCACAGAAUCGCGAUGAGGUCUUCAGCCAGCUCACAAGCCAGGACACCUACCCGGUCUACACUCCUGGCUGCGGCUAUCUCCUGACGCGGGAUCUUUGCAACUACAUCAGCCUGCUCUCCGAGGAUCACCACCGAAGAGCCAAGGAUCGUGGCGGUGAGGACGCAGCUCUGCCUGGGCUCAUGGAGCUCCCACAAGAAGACGUGGCAGUUGGAUUCUGGUUGGAGGCAGUCGACCACCAGCGGUUGAGCAUGCCCUUGUCCAUCUUCGGAGAUGCCUGCCGAAGAUCGGAUGGCGAGUCCCUGGUGCUGGAUCACUACGUCUCGCAGGAUCAAAUGCAUCGCAGAUGGCACAAUCUGCAACAGAGUGGAGACCCGUGUCACGGAGAGGCCGGCGCUUUCUGA